Messenger RNA from Melanaphis sacchari, 489 nucleotides. RefSeq names its product neuropeptide SIFamide (gene SIFa). The record is from RefSeq and is a predicted model, not a curated record. Bases 119 to 346 code for a protein of 75 amino acids. Lineage: Eukaryota; Metazoa; Arthropoda; Insecta; Hemiptera; Aphididae. The transcript is spliced from 3 exons.
GGUACUAUAAAAGGAGCCCGAUCAUCGCAACACGCCAACAAGUCACUCAAGCUAUCGACGAGACAGUAUCUCCGCUUCUCGAAACAAAAUAUCCAAAGAAACGCCGCCUAAAUUCAACAUGAACUUCAAGUGCACCGUAGCUGUGUUCCUGCUGAUGGUAGUGUUGAUGUUCGCCACGGACUCAACAAACGGAUUCAGAAAACCGCCUUUCAACGGUAGCAUCUUCGGAAAGCGAACAAUUUCUUAUCCGGAAUACGAAAAUCCUGGAAAAACUAUUUACACCAUGUGCGAGAUUGCAUCGGAUGCGUGCCAAAACUGGUUCCCCACAAACGUAGAGAAGAAAUGAAAUGCUCGCACCUCAGCCCAGUAGAAAAUGAAACGUCAACCUGCGACGUUUUAAAUUCAGUAGUCAAAAAUAUGUAGUAGAAUGAACCGUGUUUUUGGAAUUUUUUUUUCUAAUAAAAUGCUUGUCUGAUAUAAAUCACAAAA